Messenger RNA from Drosophila suzukii, 1242 nucleotides. RefSeq lists its product as uncharacterized. The record is from RefSeq and is a predicted model, not a curated record. Lineage: Eukaryota; Metazoa; Arthropoda; Insecta; Diptera; Drosophilidae.
AUCUAUAUGACGGCAUUCUAAAAAUGUUUGAAUGGCACAAGGGGAAAUGGAUGCAGAACGUGUGUAAUUAAAGCAGGUUUCGCCGGCAAAUUAAGUAUACGACGCGUGGCGGCAAUGAGAAAUAUGAUCGGAGUUCUUCAUCGCUAGAUGGAUUGCAAUAGUAAAUGAGUUGAUUAUUUAUAGUCUAUGCAAGUGACUGCCAGCUAUCUUGGAAUCUUGUGAGUAUUGAGUAAUCUACAUAUUAGCUAAUGACCAGAUACAUUUGCAUACUGCAUUUCCUGUGACGUAGGUUUUCCAUUCAUUAUUUAUAGAACAUUCAAAUCAUCUAAAGUUAUGGGGCAAAAAGUGCAAUGAACCUAGGUGACUGGCAAAUUGGGUUAGCACAUGCGAGUUCCUGGAUUUGUGUCACCCUCGAGCGCAAUUAAAAUCAAUAGAGCGUGGCGAAAUCAGUCAGGUUUAUGACAGGACAUUCCCGCAGGACACUGGUCAGUUGUAUUUGUUGCUGUCGCGUGGAAAGUUCAGCCAUGGAGCUGCGCCGGAAAAUCGCUUGGCGAAUUCUGCCCCUCUUCCUGUUUGCUUUUCUGCUAACGGUGGGCGAGGCCUAUCUGAAGAGUGUCCGGGUGGAGGAGAUACCCUUUGCAGGGAGGAAGGUCCAGGUCCUGACCAGUCGUCGGUCCAGCGGCAUUCAUCUCAUCUCCAGUCUGGAGCAUCAGCGCACUUUUCUGCACCUAUUUCAUGUGCCCUACAUCAUUUGCUUCUACGCCGCCAAAGGAAAGUGGCCGUAUGUGCCGGGGUUUAUGAAGUACCGCGUUGACAAUGCGGCUCGCAGUUUUUUCCACCAAAACGACAGUUUUAUCAAACAAUUUUGCACCAAGUGGAUUCAGGUCAAGGAGUGCUUUCGACCCCUAUUCGACAAAUCAAAUACCACCACAGAUGUGGAGGUGGAGACACUGAAUGCCAAGUUUCAGGGACAGAGGGGGCAGACUUGCAACUGCGACAAGCUCCUCUCAACAGAGCCACCUGUGCCGGUCGUCUACUUCGAUAAGAACUAUAUUGGAAACGUGAGUUCGGAGACCAUUUUGACCACCAUUGAGUUUCUGGAGAGUUUCCUGCCACCACCCACUAAAAAGCACAAGCGCAAGAAUCGCGUGCGUGGACGCCUGGAUGAUAUGGAUAUUGAGUAGAAAUCAAACCUUAACUGUUUUUACUUUCUGCACAGCCUUUUUAAUUAAAACCAAAUCU